AUGCCUGACAACUCCGCCUCCGCCGGCCCGGGCUCCGCCCCGCCGCCGUCGGCGUGCGUGGCGCUGCACGUGGCGCUGCUGGAGCGCGCGGGCUACAUGCGCGGCGCCGGCGCGGGGCGCGCGCACGCCGCCUACCGCGCGCUGGUGCUGGCGCUGACCGGCGCCUACCUGCUGCAGGAGGCGGCCUACGCGGUGCGCGCGCGCCGCGACCUGGGCGAGCUGGCGCGCGUCAUGUUCCUGCUGCUGUGCCACGUCACGGCGCUGGCCAAGCAGCUGGUGCUGCGCGCGGACGCGGCGCGCGUGCUGGCGCUGGUGCACAGCUUCGACGGCAGCGCGCGGGGGGCGCGCGGCGGGCGGGGCGCGCGCGCGGCGGCGCUGGAGCGGGCGCUGGCGGAGCGCGCGCGGCGCUUCGUGUGCGGCUACGCGGGCUGCGCCGUGCUGACGUGCGCGCUGUGGCUGCUGUUCGCGCUGAGCCGGCGCGCGCGCGGGCUGCCGGUGCGCUUCCCCUUCUGCACCGGCGUGGACACGGAGCCGCUGCCCGCCUUCGCGGCGGUGCUGCUGUACUCGUUCUACGUCACCACGCUGGUCGGCAUCGCAAACACCACCAUGGACGCCUUCAUGGGGACCAUCCUCUACCAGUGCAAGACGCAGCUCACCAUCCUGAGAUACGAUCUGGAGACGCUGCCAGAGCGUGCGGCGCGCGAGGUCGGCGACAGCGGCGAGGGCGGGCGCGAGGCGGCGCUAAUGAGACUGUUCGUGGAGUGCUAUCACCAUUACCACAAAGUGACCGAAACCGCUGCUUUGUUUCAAGAAAUCUUCGGAGGCGCGAUCCUGAUCCAGUUCGGCAUCGGAGGCUGGAUCCUGUGCAUGGCGGCCUACAAGCUGGCGAGCCUCAGCGCGCUGAGCAUCGAGUUUGCGUCCAUGCUACUGUUCCUGACGUGCAUCCUCACCGAGCUGUUCGUGUACUGCUACUGCGGCAACGAGCUAGCGGUGGAGAGUGAUCGCAUCGUGUGGUCGGUCUACGCCAUGUCGUGGGAGCACACGCCGCCACGCUUCCGCCGCUGCCUCGUGCUGCUGAUGGAGCGCGCGCGCCGCCCGCUGCGUCCCGCGGCCGGCCGCGUCGUGCCGCUGUCGCUCGACACUUUCCUCAAGAUAUUAAAAUCCUCUUAUACGUUCUACGCUGUACUCCGUCAAACAAAAUAAAAAGCUUCGCACACAUUUCACAAAACAUACGAGACAACAUACCAGCUUCCACUACCGCCAGGAGCUCGCUAGCGCGCUCAGCGUCGCUCCGAGCAAGAUGUACUCCCUCAAAAGAAAAAACUAUUUCUUCAUAUCUGUGUUAAAAAUAAAUUUAAUACGAAAAAACAAGCUUUAAUAAAAAUCCAAACUACAAAACAAUUUAGACGACUUCAAAGAUGCAUUACUGUAACACUUUUUUGCACCGCCUUCAAGUUAAUCAAUUGAAAGGACUUAGGUACGGUGUUAUUUUUCGCUUUGUAGAGUAAUGCAUCUUUGAAGUUGGUUUAAUUUUAUUUAUUAACACGUUUAUAUUAGCUUCACAUGUAUACUACUACUACCUAUGUGUGUAACAAAAUCUUGGAAUCUUAAUUUGACCCCUUUCCGGUCUUCGACCGGGAUGAAAUUUUGCACGCGCUCUGAGUUCUGAUGAAAAUACAUGGCUAGCUUACAAACCCAAUAUGGCGGCCUCUCCAAGAUGGCGGACUAGCUGUUCGAAAUCCACCCCCAUGAUAUGGAUAUCAAAUGAAUAGGUUUGCUGUCAGGAAUAUGCAAAAAAUAGUCACGUGACUUAAAUCUAAUAUUGUGAACGUCCAAGAUGGCGGACAGUCUAUUUGAAAUGCAUCCCCGUGAUAUGGGGAUAUAUUAAGCGUGUUUUUUAAACUAUUCAUGUUUUUUUUAAAGAUUUGAUUUUUCUGUUUUCAAAAUAUUCUAGCAUAGUGACCAUAAUUGCCACAAUGUGGGCAAUUUCGUUAACUUAUGUAAGUUAUUUAGUUUUUAAACAAAAUUACUGAACCCUAGUUAGUAUAUACGGGUGUAAAGUAUGUACGGGGUAUAUAGUUGUGUACAGGUUUUUGUUAAAGGACGAGAUACGAGUAUAUAAAAAUGUAA
This is a messenger RNA of Bicyclus anynana (squinting bush brown), 2130 nucleotides long. Its product is annotated as odorant receptor Or2-like. The record is from RefSeq and is a predicted model, not a curated record. Bases 1 to 1203 code for a protein of 400 amino acids. Gene Ontology annotation, biological process: sensory perception of smell; detection of chemical stimulus involved in sensory perception of smell. Gene Ontology annotation, molecular function: olfactory receptor activity; odorant binding. Gene Ontology annotation, cellular component: plasma membrane. The transcript is spliced from 6 exons. NCBI's taxonomy places the organism in Eukaryota, Metazoa, Arthropoda, Insecta, Lepidoptera, Nymphalidae.